AUGUUGGACCCACAGAUGGGCCUCUUCACUAUGACGUCGUGGGCGCCGGCCCUAGACCCGGCCGACAUGAUGUUCUACAACACCACGGCCGGCGACUAUCUCGACGACGACGACGGCGGGCUCAACACGUCGUACUGGCUGCACCUGGUCAUUAAGAUCGGCAUCCUGUGCGGCUGGUUCAGCGACCGCCUCAAGCAGCACGCGUGCCUGAUCCGGGAGGCCUGCAGCGAAGCUGCCGAGGAGCGCCGCAUGCGAGCGGCCGGGUCCGCGGUGAGCGGCAGCAGCAGCCCCGCUGGUGAGGCCACAACAGCCCCAACCACGUUCCCGCAGUUCAGCCGCCUGCCCGCCGAGCUGCGGCAGCAGAUCUGGGCCGAGUCGCUGCCCGGCCCGCGCGUCCUGAUGUUGCAGGUCCCGAAAACCAGCCGCCGCCCAAAACUCCGACUCGCCUGGCGACGUCACAAGCACACUCUAACCACUAACAGUCCCAGUCCCAGUCACGGUUACAGCCGUAACAACAGCACCACCGCCACCAGCAACCACAAUCACAGCCGCAGCAAUAGCGACAGACAAAACGUCUGGUCCUGCACCGCGCCAAUCCCCACAGCCCUCCACGUCUGCGCCGAAUCGCGCGCCUUCGCACAGCGACACUACCGCCUCGGCCUCGCACCGGGCGGUACCAACAAAAGCGGCGCACCGAGCCCACGCAUCUACGUCGACUUCUCGCGGGACGUGAUCGCGCUCGACGCGGCGGCCGUCGUGUCGGCCGCGGGCCGGAAUCUCUGGCGGCUGACGCGCGACGUGCGGUGCGUGCGGCAUCUCGCUGUCGCGGCUCUUGGCGGGCUGAGUGCUGGCUGGUUUGGGGCUGAUAAUGGAGGUAGGAGGCGGGCGGGGCUUGAUGGUGUUGAGGACGUGGCGGUGGUCGACUCGGCGCUGUUCGCGGCGGGCAUCGUGCCGCGCGUCGCGCAACUCGACUGGGUGCACUGGAUGCGUUGGCAGUGCGGGAAGGGCAGGGCGAGGUGGGCUGUUGGUGGU
This is a messenger RNA of Lasiosphaeria miniovina, 1032 nucleotides long. RefSeq lists its product as uncharacterized. The annotation marks the transcript as partial. The transcript is spliced from 3 exons. NCBI's taxonomy places the organism in Eukaryota, Fungi, Ascomycota, Sordariomycetes, Sordariales, Lasiosphaeriaceae. The record is from RefSeq and is a predicted model, not a curated record.